CCAGUGGAGACCACAGAGCUCAGGAGCCUGGCCAGACUGAGGAGACAGUGACAGAGGUCGGAGUAGUGCCAUGCGGAGUGCCCAGCGGGCCAGAAGGGGCAUGACCCGGGUCCUCAGACCAGUAUCUUCUUAGAAGACCGCAGGGACGGCGGCUGGAAGAGCUGGGUACCUGUCACCAGCAAGAGCCCGGUUCAGAUGGGGAGCUAAGGCUCCAAGCCGCAACCCAGGUUGCUCAUCGGUCAGCUGCUGUGUGGGGCCAUGGAAACGGCAGUGAUUGGUAUGGUGGCAGUGCUGUUUGUGGUCACCGUGGCCAUCACCUGCAUCCUUUGCUGCUUCAGCUGUGACUCGAAGGCCCAGGAUCCCCAGGGAGGCCCUGGCCGCAGCUUCACAGUGGCCACGUUUCACCAGGAGGCUUCUCUCUUCACGGGGCCGGGUCGCCAUGCCCAGGCAGUGGCGGCGGGUGCUCGGGACUUCUGGACCUUCAUGUGAGGCCUGACAGCCCCAGCAUCUGCUCAGCUGGUGGGUCAGUCUCACCCACUCCCGAACAAGCCUUCCCUCACGUCCCACUUCUCCGUCUGCCAUCCCUGCCCUUCCCUGCAUGUGUUCGGUAAACUCCCUGUUGCAUCUUGUCCUGGGCUGCUGUGCCCUCUGGCCUGGGAGAUCCACAGCGGAGGGACCAGGUGGGACCCUGAGAGGUCAACUGGAUCCUACUCCCAGGAUGGGGCUCAGGAGAGGUCUGAAGAGUGAGUGACCGAACAGUGUUGGGUUGUGUGGUGGGCCAGCUCUUCUGAUCUACAGGGGAAUUGGAUUGAUUGUGAAUGGAGUUCAGUUCACCCAGGUUAACCCCAGGAUGCCUAAGAAGCUGGUUCUGUUGCACCAGAGGAAGCAGCGCCCUCAGUGGACAUUUCUACAAACGACUUCUUAGCGCCUCCCCAAACCCAGCCUUUCUGCUGCCGGUGCCUGCACCUCCCACACAG
Messenger RNA from Molossus molossus (Pallas's mastiff bat), 977 nucleotides. RefSeq names its product small regulatory polypeptide of amino acid response (gene SPAAR). The coding region runs from base 259 to 489 and encodes 76 amino acids. The record is from RefSeq and is a predicted model, not a curated record. Lineage: Eukaryota; Metazoa; Chordata; Mammalia; Chiroptera; Molossidae. The transcript has a single exon.